GGAGUUAAAAACCUGAGGAAUUUAAGGAUUAUUUUUGUGACCAGAAACGCAGUGGAGAGGGGAGUAUACAUUUACUUCAUCCCUGCAGUGUGCGUAUUAAUUUGGCAUCAAGGCUCCAGCAGUCAGACAGCUGCAGCCGUAUCACCCACCCCCUACCCCAUGUGGGCAUCACCCUACACCAGUGAAGUUAGUGCCCCUGUACUCUUAAACCAGGACUGUCUCUUGCAGUAGGAUGCCAUUACCAACGAGGGUAUCACAAAUUAAGGACCCGGAGGUUGCCUCAUUCUUCUCGGAUGAAGACCCUGAGAAACUUUUCACCGACCUGCAAGAGAUUGGCCAUGGCAGUUUUGGGGCGGUUUACUUUGCCCGCAACACCAAGACGGGGGAGGUGGUGGCUAUUAAGAAGAUGUCUUACAGCGGCAAAUCAUCCAAUGAGAAAUGGCAAGACAUAGUGAAAGAGGUCCGGUUCUUACGGCAAGUCAAACACAAGAACACGAUAGAAUACAAGGGGUGCUACUUGAGAGAACACACAGCAUGGCUAUCUAUGGAGUAUUGUUUAGGAUCGGCUUCAGAUAUUAUAGAAGUUCAUAAAAAGCCCUUACAAGAGGAUGAAAUCGCUGCGAUAUGUGAAGAUGCUCUGAACGGACUAGUCUAUCUACACAGUAAUCAGCGAAUACACAGAGAUGUGAAAGCAGGCAAUAUACUACUCACAGAGAAUGGCACGGUCAAACUAGCCGAUUUUGGGUCUGCAUCUUUUCUAAGUCCUGCCAACUCCUUUGUAGGUACUCCAUAUUGGAUGGCUCCCGAGGUAAUUCUUGCAAUGGACGAAGGUCAGUACAAUGGUAAAGUGGACAUCUGGUCACUAGGAAUCACAUGUAUUGAGCUAGCGGAGAGGAAACCUCCCUUGUUCAACAUGAAUGCCAUGAGUGCCCUGUACCACAUUGCUCAGAAUGACCCACCGAGUCUAGCAAACUCCACCGAGUGGUCCAGUGCCUUCCGGUCUUUUGUGGAGACUUGCCUUGCCAAAGAUCCUGAGCACAGACCCACAGCAGUACAGUUAUGUGCGAACGAGUUCAUUCGAAGGGAUCGGGUCAACAGUGUCAUCCUAGAUCUGAUUGAGAGAACACGGCGAAUAGUCCGGGAACUAGACAACAUCAACUAUCGUAAGAUGAGGAAAAUUCUCAUGACAGAAACGUUCAAUCUCAACAAAGGGGACGGAGGAGAGGAAGACCCUGAGGAUGGAGUCAGUGACUCUGUCAGUGAGUCGGGAGAUGAUGUCUUUGGUGGCAAAGCCAGUGGGAGCAACAGUAUAGGUAGCCAACACAGCAUACAGGAUAGCAUCCAAAGUAGCAGUAAUUGUGGUAGCAUCAACAGUCUUCCAGGUCCAUCAGCGGAGUUUGAUAGCUUCUCAAGGGACUCUAGGCAUCCUUACUACUGCCAAGCAUACAGUGGUCUUCCACCCAUGCACUCCGGUUACAGCUCUGCCCAAGACCUAACUCUGGGCAAGGCCCAGGACAUAUCCCUGGGCUAUCACUCCCUGAAAGGGCCCAGUAAUCACGCCAACUAUGCCAUGAAGAUGGGCUAUCGGGGGAAUAGAAGAAAGAUGUCAAGUGGUACAAGCCUCAGCAGCUAUGCAGAUGGUCCAGAUAAUCUUGAAGACCAAUUUAAAACCAUUCGACCGACAAGUAUUGUGACAAGGCAGGCUAAGGAACAUGAGAGUGAGAUGCGUGAACAAGUCACAGGUUACAAGAGAAUGAGGAGACUUCAUCAGAAGCAGCUGCAGCAGCUUGAGACAAGACUCAAAGCAGAGAUGGAGGAACUCCGACAGAAACUAGACAAGGAAUAUGAACAAUGUGUACAAACCAAUGCAAAAGACUUAGAGAAGCUGUCACAGAAACACCAACAAGAAGAAGACAGGAAGCAAAAGGCAGCACUUGCUGAGGAAAAGAAGUUGAUCAAAUCCAUCACGUCACGUCAUGACUCAGAACUCAAAGCCUUCCAGCAGCACCAGAAGAGAGAGUACAAGAUCAACAAGGAACAGAUCAAGAAGGAGGUUGAUAGCACACCAAAGAAGGAGCAAGACUCUUUCAUCCGCAGUCGGAAGGAGUCACUACAGCAGCAGCAACAACAGGCAGAGCAGAGGCUGCUGCAGGAGCAAAGGUUGUUCCUGGACACAGAGAUCAGGAAACUCAAAGCCAGGCUGCUAUUGUCCAAGCACACACAGCAGCAGGAUCAGCUCAGGGAGAAGUUGCAUAAGACGCAAGUCGUGAAGGAAAUGGAGCAUGUGAUGGGUCUACGUCACCAUGAGCAGACACAGUCAUUGGAGUACCGACAUCUGAAACAGAUACAGAACAUGCGGAGUGAACAGAUGGAGAAGCAGUUUGAAACAGAGCUGGCCAACCAAGGAGAGUACAACAAGAGAGCCCAACGUGAUCUCAGGAAGCGACAUGGGCUGGAAACAAAACAACAACCCAAGAAUCUCAAGAUCAAAGAGCAAUCCAUCAAGAAACAGUACCAUGAUGCCUGCAAGAUACAGAUGAAGCAGUUCAAGGCACUCCAGACCCAAGUCUUGCAGAACACUGCCCGGGAGAAGCAGAAGAGCGUAGCCAAGAAAAUGAAGGAGGAACAGAAGAGAAAGAUGGCCAUCCUAGGGGAGCAGUACCGCCUGAGUAGUCAGGAGAUGCUUCAGUCACAAUCUAUACGCCUGAGUGACUCUCAACAACGGGAAUGCAAAGAACUGCACGAGACUCUAAAACAAGAGCUGGAGCUCUUGCAUGCGUACCAGAGUAAGACUAGACUGCAGCUAGAUGCCCAGCACACCAGAGAGAAAAAAGACUUGGAGGAAUGGGUGUCAUUACGUCGAGCACGGCUAGAACAAAGGAUUGAGGAGGACACUGUUCGGUUGCAGUCGGAGAAGAGUGAGAAGAUCCGGCAUCUCCUGGACUCUCAGAAGACUGAGAUUGAGAGCUUCGAUGCUGAGACCUUGAGCAUGGGCUUUGAAUCCCUCACUAUUGAGAAGAUCACUCAGACAUAUGAAGGCAGGAUGCUAGAUGGGCCUACAGGCAAUGGAGGCAGUUUUCGAUACCGAUCUAACAGUACUUCCUCUGGUAGCUACAACUCCAUGUCAUAGAAAUUGACACCCGUCCCCACUCUAUAAAAUACACUACUGCAAUGAUUAGUCUUGAUUCAGGGCUGAAUUUGCACCAGGGCUGUGACCUCCAUGUCUGGCACAGUAUGUCACAGUUUUUAAGUUGAUUUAUUCCCCCCUUACAUUUGUAUUUGUAGCAUAUCUGCUGUUGGUUUUUGAUAGAUUGUUGAUAAUUAAUUUUGAAUUUUACCUGAAGCAAAUCAGAAUGGUGGUAUGGAAACUGCAUUAUUUAUACCUCUAAGCCAGCAUGUGUACAUGGCUCAUGUGUGAAGGAAUGUCAGAACUUGGCUCUAAUGAACAUCAUUAAAUCAAAUUUAUGUGGCUUAAAUGAUGGGAAUUACAGCAGCUGUGUGGUGAUCAUUGGUGGUGUAGAUUGCCUAGUUUAUUGUGGUCGCAUAUGGAAUGUGCAAAAACAUCAGGAGUCAGAGACACUGUAGUCCUUUAGAUCAGUUAUCAACAAUAAGCCUCUUACCAGCAACUUGUGGCCCUUGCAAGCUAAAUUGGAAUAACAAACGGGAGACACCAACUUGGUUUAUAUAAAGUUAGUUGAGCAUUAGAUUCUCCCGAUGGUUGCAAUGUCACAUGAUUCAGGACAGGCUUUUCACAUAGUUAUGUAAAAGAUGCUGGUCUUAUGAAUCAUGUGACAUAGUGACAGUGCCUUCAAUCAGGGUAAUUUGGAGUAUCUAAAUACAUGAUCCACUUCAUGCUGAACGACUUGUAAAGAAAUUUUCUAUGCGGAGUACCGAGUGGAUGUAUAAACAUGUCAUGGUAGUCCUACAUGCAGUAUCAGGUGACAUCUGUAUACAUCCCCAUGCUUAUGUGAUUCCUGUUGAGCUUGUACUGACAUGGAGGUUCCAACUAGUCCGUGAAUGUUGAGCAUGUGUGGAGCCUUCAAGCAUUUGUGUUCCACAACAGGGUGUUUGAGCAAAUAUCACUCUGUAACAUUGUCUUGGAUUUUCAAAAAAUGUGACAAUGCAUUAAAAGUGUCGCACAAAUACUGGACACAUGAUCAGCAAGGGUCAACAUUGGUCUGUUGGUGAAGUCCAACUUUGUAAAGAACUGUGGUUGGGUAAUCUUAUCAUUUUAGAAAGCGGUAUUUGGGGUUGAAAUAAUACUGUGCCAGGGAAACGUUUUGGAAUAAAACCAUCCACAAGUGGCUAAAAAGCGCAGGAAAAAACUCCAAGUAUUACACAUGCUUCAUGUUGUACUCACAAAGAGCUUCCUGUUGAUGCAUGAAGAUGACAGACUCAUGAAUUGAAACAUUCAAUCUAAAAGUGCUUGUGGGUAAUGCAUGGGUAGAAAUUAGUCAUUUUUUUACCAAGUCUGUGUGGUCUUGGCAAAUGCUGAAGUUUCACAAGCACCGGGCACAUUAGGGUUUUCAAAUCCAAGGCUGCUUGCAUUCAACAUUGUAAAGAUAUUAGAGGUUGAAUGUGGUAGCCACAAAUCAUACAGUUAUGCCAGUUUAAAUCAAGUCUAUGCAUCAUUGGGUCUUGAGUAACAGUGUAUGUCAUCGGGCUACCCUGAAUCUCUUUUGAACAACACUUGACCAUGGAGCCAGGCAAGUCAUCAUGUAAACAGCGUUGUAAUUGAGUGUGUCACAGGUCAUUUAGUCUGUCGUCAAGUUGCGACCUAUUCAGGUGAAUGAUAACACAAGCAUUGCUUUAUCACAUGGCUUGCUACUUGGGAGUGGACUUUUGAAUUGAUUUGUAAAAAAGUAAAUACUUUGGCUUCUGAUGGACACGUGAUGGACCCAACUCCCACACUGGUGCCACCACUGUUGUGAUUUCCAUGCCAGUUCCAUGUUAUUCUGAUGAAAUAAGUCAGACAGUGCAAAUUUCAUACCUACCAAUUGGAUCAGGUUCAAAGAAUAUAACAAAGCUUUGCAGCUGUGUCAGCCUAGGUUAGAUGCAAGACUGUAAAUCCAAACAAACAAAAACAAAACAUGUUUACCAUUAAACUCACAGGCUGUGCUGUGUGGAAUGGAGAGACUGUAUGGAAUACAAGAUAAAUUACUUGAUUACAUCAAUCUUUGAAUGCAUACUCUAUCCACGCCAUGACAGGUGUAAUCAUAGUGGGUCGCAUGCCUAAUAUUUUCAAGUUGCAUUAAUAUACAUAAAGGCAGUAGUCCCGUGAGAUACCGAGAGUUAAGAAUCAGUUUGUCGCCAGAGCCAAAAUCCAAUUUAUUGUUUGAACUGAAAACACCCACAAGUGGAUUUUGGAUGACUAAUGUUUUAUUUUUGACUCAUUCUUCAAGCAUGUUAAGUACUGAGUUGGUUCAAGGUACUUGGCUUUCCUAGGUGAUACUACCUAUAAAAUCAGUGGAGAUGUUGUGGUCUCUGCAAAUGUUUGACUGAGGGACACAAGCAUUGUGAUCCAUUGGCCAAUUGUUGAGCUGCUGGACUUGUGACUACAUGCUGGCCUCCACCUUCACCUUGAGGCAACUCAUAAUUGCUGGAUAUCAGAACUUCCAUUUACAAGGCUCAGUCCUGUAGCAAAAUGUGAGGUAACCAGCCAUUGUAGUGAUUAUGUCAAACACUGUGAUCACACUAUCCAUAAAACUUAGGUGCCCUAAAUUUUGAUGAAAAAAUCCAACAUGAAGUUUUGCAGACCAUUUUAAGACUUCCUCGUAGAGUUUUUGUUUAACUGACUAAAUGGGUUGAAUUACCUGAUUGGAGACCUUUCCUUAAACUGGCUACACCCCUGUUGUUUGAUAUCGUAAAAAGACAUUGCACAUUUCUCACACCUCUGAUAAUAUCUCCAUCUCUAAUAAUAGAGUGGGAUUGUUUGUAAAAGUUGAUUGAGCCCAGCAUUUGGGGUGAGAUGCAUGAUUCUGAAGACCAAUCUAAAGUUUUUACCAUGGGACUCUUUUGUCCAUAAAUUAUGUUUUUAACUCCCCCUAGAAUGCCACGAGAGCAUGUGUAUGCUGCUUUGUGUUCGCCCCAUGUGGGCCAGCCAUAUGUUAAACUUUGUUUUGUGUACAGUAUUUAUGUAUAAAGUUGUGACAUGUUACAUUUCUUUGAAACCUCCUGUCAAGUCGUAACACACUGUUCAGCUAUUUAAAAAUGAGGAGGAAGUUCAUUUUUGCAAAAUACUUAUUUUUGAGAAAUGAUCGUUACAGAAUGGAAACGUAGAAUGGCAGUGCUAUUGUAUGUACAGGCCCAAUACAGCAAGCCACACAGCUCCUGCAAUACUAGAAACAGGACAGCAGAAUGUAUUGAUUAACUAAAAGAUACUACAAAUCAGGACUAGGUUUACAGAAAAGUUCUGAAAUACACCAUGAUACCACUUAAAGAUAACUGAUAUUGAAUUGUUUUGAUUUUGGGUCAGCUCAGCAGACAUGAUACGUUUAAAUGAGGCCAAAAAUUCUAUAUCUGCCAAAGAUUUCUGCCAAGCAUGACCUGGUCUACAAAGCUGUUCUUGGAUCAAACACUCAACUAGCCUUGACCAAGGCCGUCUGCCUAUGCAGUUCCAGUGGCAUGCCUACUCAGUCACCAUACAUGCAUGAAACACACUUCUACAUGUAUAAAGAGAGUAUACAGUAACCACUAACCACUCCCUCCCCCUCAUCUGAGUAGAUGGCCCAUGAAGUCAUUUGAGUUUACAGAUUGACCAAAAAAAGUACUGGAAAUGUGACCAGCAUGGCACACUUGUUUGGUCAGUCGGAUAACCAGACAGGUACAAAUGGGUCCACGCAAUGCAGCUAUUUUACCAAAAUCCUUGGAAACUACCUUUGUAUUUCAACUAACCUACUUUACUAUUUUAAGAAGAACUUCAAGACAUUUUUACUUUUAUGCAAACAUUAAUUUCUGUAUUCAUGAGCAAAACUGUGAUGUCGUCCCAAAGAAAACCCAAUGUUGCAUUGACUUGUGCACCAAAAACUUCUAGAAUUGUGAUAUUUUGUCUUCUUAAAUUUCAAUAAGCAAACAUUUCUCUGAAAUUUGAGAACAUUUUGGGUUUACACUUUGAACAGAAAAACCAAUAAACUGAACAGUGUCUUCCCCGUAUGAUAUCACAGCAGCAGCAGUCUCAGUUGCCCAGACAAGUAUGGACAGUUACAUUUUUAACUGUUUUUAAAAAGUGCAUUUUUUAAAACUCUUAAUCCCAAAAGGAAUGUUUAGUAGUUUCUGUACUCUUUAUACAAGUAUACAGAUCCACAAGAAGUGUCUGAGAAUAAAAUAAUCACGGCAUGGACCCUUGAACUUUGCUGGUACAUGGGUUGUAUGUACAUGUAGGUGUAGGUGAAGGGAGGAGGCAGGUACCUCAACAGUCAGGCAGCUAGUGAGCUGCAUGAGGGAUGCAGUUCAAGUGUAGCUAGUCAGGGCAUGUUUAUGGCAGAGGCUUGCUUAGGAAACUAGUCAGUAGCCUUGGUCCAGGCUUAACCAAACUUGACUGUUUUGACUUGACUGGCUUGUGCAAGUUUUAAAGCACCAUAUUAAAUGUCUUCCAAAUGUUGACCAGGCAUUUAGUUUGAAUGUUAUUUCGUAAUGGAAUAUUAUUUCAUUACAGGGAGCAGAUGGAAAAAAAGUUAUUUAGGGAUGAAUGGCUUGAUGCAUUUCAACCAGACAGUUAAUCUGCAAGUAACGAAAAAUACCUGACAAGGUAAUUAUUUGAACUUAAUUUGCAAAAGGCACUGGGCUUCAUCACACUGAAACGUCACAAAUGUUGUAGUCCCAAAAUCUGUAGGUCCUUAUCAAUGCACUGAGCUGACCAACUUGUAAAAAAGAGGUUUAACUUGACAUUGGUUACCAGUCAAAUAUAUAUAUUACAUGUACAUAUUGUACUUGGCUGGUACCCAGUGUAUAGUAUGUUGAAUAAUAUGGUCGGCUUAGUAGUAUUAUAUAACAUUUUCAUAAAUACCACUAAUGCAAUGUUAUGGAUUAGAUGUUAGAGCCAACUCUGUCAUGUACACAUAGCUAAAUGUUAUUUUAUGGCCUGUUGAGCUCUUGAAGAAACCUUUUUUUUCUUUGAGAAAUAUGUCAAACUAAAAAGAUCAAUCAUUUUGAAAAAAGACAAGUAGGACACCACACAUACAUUGCAAAACAACUAGGCUAAAAGGUGCACCAACUAGGUAUGGAACGAGAAGAGUUCACCACCAUCACUGAAGUUGAAUUGAAGGAACUUCGAAGUUUUUUUGGCUGCACCUGAAUUACUUAUUUGGCUGAACAGGAUAUGACAUGAACUGAUAAAAACCAACACCUCGUGACUUCAUGUUUUUCUCAGACUCAUUAUUUUAGCUGUGACCAAGUAAUCUGGAAGCUGCUCAACUAAGGAGACUUGCUUGGAAUCUUGGAACAAGUUUCUGGGCUAUAUUGGUUGCUAAUAGCAUGCCUUGGUAUUACAUGGAACCAAUCACAAAGUAAGGCCCAGUCUGUGCUUUCUGUUCAUGUAGGUGGGUGGCUUGUUGGUGUCUAACACUAAUUGACAGUCUUUGGUGUGUGUUUAAAUCAAAUGCAUUUGCACCUGUUCUGGAGUUGCCUUGACAGUCCUUUCCCAUAGAUAGAGGGACAGUAAUGGAUCUUUUUAGUUACUUACAAUUCUUGGAAAAGCAGCAUUGCACCAGCCAAUUCUGUAUACAUCAAAUUAUGUUGUUAACUGGUAACCAGUUGACUUGGCUGCAAGUGGUCUUUGUCAAAACCUCUGCAAGUUUAUGCUAUUUUUAUUUAAAGAAAUAAUUUGGUUCUGAUUAUUAUACAUGCAAGUGUUGAUUGACGAGUGGUUGAGAAUUUACGGUACUAUCAGAGUUGUAUAAUUAUAUGUCAGUGUAAAUGAUUUCAUGAGGCAUAACCCUUCAUAGACAAUUUAUACUCAUUUCUUUAACUCUGAUGAUGGAUGCACCCCUUUGAACUUGAGAGGAAAAACAACGAAAACCUCCCCCGUUAUUUUCAAACGUUUAAUUUCUUAACUUGUAUCAUAGGCAGGUUUUAACCAGAUUUUGCAAAUAAACCCCUGUGCGUUAUCAUGCUACCCUGAUUAAACUGUAAUAUAGACCCAAGUAUACCUGGCUUGGGGUAAAGCCCCAUAUGGCCGGCUGUGUUACACCUGGUUAAAAUGUAGAGUAAAACAGUAUUUAACCAGGUAAUGAGUAACCCAUUUAUUUAGGUUAUGUUUAUUUGGUUAAGCUGUAAAGCAGUGUAUAUUGUAGUGCUCAUUAAAAUUGAAUGUAUUAAAACAAGAUGUACAAAACUUCUGCA
Acanthaster planci (crown-of-thorns starfish) is the source of this 9339-nucleotide messenger RNA. RefSeq names its product serine/threonine-protein kinase TAO1-like. NCBI's taxonomy places the organism in Eukaryota, Metazoa, Echinodermata, Asteroidea, Valvatida, Acanthasteridae. Gene Ontology annotation, biological process: protein phosphorylation. Gene Ontology annotation, molecular function: ATP binding; protein serine/threonine kinase activity. Gene Ontology annotation, cellular component: cytoplasm. The record is from RefSeq and is a predicted model, not a curated record.